AUGUGUAAUAAGGGACACAAAAACUGCAGAACCAUAGACAUUGUACAUCCAAAGUGGCCACUUUUUGCAAUCUGUAAUGAUAAUAGAACUACUAAGAUCUUAAGUACUAGCUCUGGAAAGCUUGUUCAAAUAAUAGGAGCUGAUUCAAAGUCUUGUGUAUAUUCAUUAUGUUGGCACAUAGAUUCUUUAACAUUAUGUAUUGGAUAUGAGAAUUAUAUUGAUAUAUGGAUGUGUAGUGAAGAAUACAAAACUCUACAAUUAAUAGAGGAAGGUUUAAGUGCCCCAACAUUUGAUAUAGAACAUGAAACCUUUAUAAAUCAAACUACUUGUACACAAAGUCAAGAAUCAGACAGUUUUGUUACUGAGGAGAAUAUUUUUAAUGAUAUUUUUGGUAUUAAUUUGAGUAAAAGAAUAAAUUACUUAUGGUAUAAGAAGUACAAUGAAAUAAUUUUUAUACAUGUUAAACGUAUAGAUCUACUUAUGAAUAAUUUUAUAGGACCAGUAGUGAAAUUACAUUGGUUCCAUAAUUCUAUGUUAAUGGCAUAUCAUUUUCAGUUAGAAGAUUCCAAGGCCUGUUUAUCAUUUUGGAAAGCAACAUUUGAUAUAUUUAACUUAGAUAUUUAUAAUGAUAUAAAAUCACGUAGAAAAUAUCAUAAGUCAUCACAAUUGGUUCCAGGAGAGCUUCCAACAAUAUUUUGCACUGUCUUUGUAGAUGUGCUACCUCAUCCAAUUUUAUCUUGUGGUAUUUGGGAUGAUUCUAAUGGCAAUUCAUUUAGGAAUAGAAUAAAUAAUAUUCCUAUAAUUUCAGUUGAUCCUUCAGAAAGGUUUAUUUCUAUUUAUCAACAUAAAUCUUCAUAUUUAUUUAUUUGGAGAUAUGAAAAUGUAGAGAUGUAUAAUAAUCCAGAUUUAUUUCCAUAUGUAUAUAAUCCUUUAAAAAGUCUUUCUAGUAAAUUACCUACAACUAUUGAUGAUAUAUCUUUAUCCUUAAUAAAUAUAAAAGAAAGUGAAAAUUUAUCAAUAUCUCAAGAUAAGGUUUUAGGAUUUGAGUUCUAUGGAGGUUUUAUUAAUCCUCCAAACUCAUUUAAAAAUCAAAAAAUUUGUUUUGAUGAUGAAUAUUUAAUUGAUGUACAUUGGAAACAUACAAAUCUUGAAUAUCCUGAAGAUAUAUAUCCUGGAAAGGCUAUCCAAGCAAUAUUAUCUACAGUAUCCUAUUAUAAUGCAAUACUAUAUAUCCGUCUGUGGAGAGAGUCAUCUUUUUAUAAAGCAUGCAAAUUUAAUCAAAUUUGUUGUGUUCGUCUAGAUUAUGAUUGUAUCAUUAAUCCAAUAGCUUAUAUUCAUUGGUUAAUGCCAAUAGAUCUUUCAGUUUCAAACGACUUACCAGAAAAACUAUUUUGUGGCGGAUAUUACAAUUUACCAUAUUUAAAUUCUAUUCGAUAUCCUUCCAGUAUUGAUGAUAUGAACUACUGUAAUAGUAUACACCCCCCGCAUGUCUAUGAAGAUGAUAGUAUAAUAUGUUGUAUUCCUUUUAUUCCACUAUUUUCUACCGGACAUUCUGAAGAUUUAUUUCUUACAGAUAUAGAUAAUUUUGGAGAAAAUUCAUGUAAUUCAACGGAUAUGUUUGCCCUUUGUUUCAAUGGCUAUAUACAUUGGUUUUAUAUAUCUAAUUUAUAUUCUGAAAAUGAUGAAAUGUAUCCAAAUGUAUAUGAAUUUUCUAAAAAGUUAGCAAGUAUGUCAAAUGGUGCAAAUUACAAUAUUCAUAAAAUUAUAGAUAUUAGGAGUCUUUGUACACCUCAAUAUAAUAAUGAUAAAGGGAAGAUUACACCAUUUUCUUUAGUUGGACAACUUUUAGAUGGUUCUAUAGUUAUUUAUACAUACAAUAAUUCAUGGAAUUUUGUAAAUUAUAUCCCGAGUGAAAAUACUAAUGUUAUGUGGAAUAAUGAUACCUCUCAAGAAUAUAUGCAAAAUAAAGAUUUAGUUACUGGAAGAUCUUUGGUUGAAUUACCUUUUUCUACGAAUUCUCUCUUAAUUACUGAUAAUAGUUCUCUAUAUCUUUUAUCAUCUGAAUUUGAAGUAUUAGCGAAAUUUCAAUAUAUGAAAGUUACAGAGCAGAAAAUGGAUAUUAGUCUUAAUAGUAACAGAGAUCCUGCAUAUUAUAAAAAAGAUACAUCCUGUAUAUUAUAUAAAAAUAUGAAUAUGAAGUGGAGAGAGUUACAAGUUAUAGAUUUUCUUUUAAAUAUUCCGAAACCUUUUUCUAAACCAUAUUAUUCACUUUUCUUGGCCUUGUUCAAUCAAUCUCAGUAUAUUUGUCUAAUAGCUUUGGAUUAUACUAUGCUUGUUGGCUAUCCAUUCAUUGAGAUGAAAAAUUUAGUUGUUAAACCAUUAUGUAAUGAGGAACUUGAUAAAUACUUAAAUGAUAGUGAAUAUAUUCUUCAUGUAGAUAUAAUCAAAGUACUAUUUAAUUUUCAUGAUUUUAAAGAGGUAUCUCACAAUUACCGGAUAUUAAUGCUGGAUAUAUUUAAUGAUCUUGAUUAUAUUUCAGAUAAUAUGGGGUUUAUUUUUGUUUGUGUUGUUGAGGAGUUUUCACAAUGUAACUCUAAACAUAUAAUCUUUUUUAAAUUGGUAGUUACAAACAUGUAUGAAAUUCAUGUAUUACCUCCAUUUAUACCAUGCAUAGAACAGCUUGAUGGUAUCUUUCAACUAUUCCAUUCAUGUAAAUCAACUGACUCAGACAACAUCCUCUUUAUCACAUCUACAAAUUAUAUUGAUAAGGAAAUUAUAAAAAAGAGGCAAGAGUAUAGUGAAUUCAAUGAAGAGUUUGGAUAUGAAAGUAUAGAAGAUGAUUCUUUUAAAAGAAGUCAUCUGAAAUUACAUAUUUGUUCUAUAAAUAAUAAUAUAGAUAACAAUAAUAAAGAAGAUAUUAUAAUAAAACAAGUAAUUUAUUUGAAUAUUAGUAAGGAAUUGGGGGAUGUAAAAAUUUCUUCCAUUAAAUUAUUGGAUUAUCAUGUUAUUGUUUUAUAUGAAAAUAGUACCAUUUUAUUUUAUUCAUUAUUUUCUGUGGAUCUAAAUAAUUGGACAAAUAUAUCUUGUAACUCUGAUACUGACACUUUGCCAAAUUCUCUAUAUUAUCCAGUAUUUUCUGUUAUUAGUGCAUCUCAGAAGAUAUGUCUAGGAACUUUAGGUUUCAAUAUCUCAUCUACAAAAACUAGUAUUACAGAUAUAUCACAUUAUUUAGAUGGCACUUCACAUUCUUUAGGUAAGCAGGAUAUUGAGGUUCAAGAUUACACUAUGUCACUUUCUAUUGUUCGUGAAUGUGAUCAUUAUUGCUGUUUUAUAUCUAGAGAAAACAAUAUGACACAAAUCAAUGACUGGAUCUGUAUGAUAUGGAAUAAACAUCUAUGUAAAUGGGAUCUUAUAAAUUUAGAUAUUCUAGGGAAUAUAUCUUGGAAAUAUGUUUUUGCAAUACAGCAAUUCAAACUAGCAAGUCUAAUAUUUGAACAUGGGAAAUUAAAACCAGUCGUUUUAUCAGGAAUUCCUGAAUUUAGUAUUAAAAGCAAUUUGAAUAAAAUUACAGGAAGUUCAUUUGAAUCAACUAUAAAAAAAAGCUAUUGUUUAUAUGAUCCUACUCAGUUAGAACAGUUUGUAUUUUCUUUUAAUGCUUCGAAGCAGAUUUUUGCUAAGGAACUUAUUGAAACGAUUAAGAAGAAACUUUUUGAAAAUAAUGAAUCUGAUAAAUGUGAGGAAUUCUGUAUGAUUACACCAGAUUUAGGUAUGAUACCUUCAGAUCUGUCAAAAGUAAAUAUAGAUAAUUUGAAGAAGUCGAAGGCAGAAAUAUUUGAUAUUUUCUCAGAUGAUAAUCUAGCACACCAUUCAAACACUAAUUUUACACCAAAUCUAACAAAAGAAAUGAUUACUUCAAGAAUCAACCUUAAAAAUCAACUUUCAAUGUCAGAGUCUGAAAUUGAAAUUUUAUGUGCACUAAUAGACACUUGUGAAAACAGUGAGAAUGAUAUUUUCUUUUCAGACUUUUCAAAUCCUCUUGCUAAUAUAUCUAAAUUUGAAGAGUAUUUAUUGGAAAGAUUUAUUACUCGUAUGUCCUAUAUUGAUCAAAAGAAGAGAAUUUAUUUCUCAUAUAAUAAAGAUGAACUAAAUAGUGAGAGUUCUGAAUCCAAGGAUAAUACUAAUAAAUCUAGUGAUACUCAUAUGAGCAUAAAGUACUUUGAUACAGAUAAUAUGUUGAAUUGCCAUGGAACUUAUCAGAAGAUUAAAACUUCAAAAUUAGAUAAAACCGGAUUUAUAGACACGAAACCAAGAAAUUUGAAAUUGAGCUCUGAAGAUAUUUGUUGGAUAUCACUAUGCUAUGAUGAGAACUUAGUAAAUAGAAUAUUUCAGUAUGCUGUAAAUACAAACCAACUAGAUUGGUCUAUUUUAAAGUCUUGGGGUAUCGGAUAUUGGGUAAAUAAAUGUUCAAUAUUGAGACAGUUUAUAAGUUUAUGGAUUCAGAAACUAUAUCAUUGUUAUAUAAAUAAAAUCCGAAGAGAAUAUCAAUCAGCUAGUUGUAAUAUAAUAAACACCACUACAAUCUAUUGUGCAGAGAAAGAACCACCAAGUUCUGAAUCUUCUGUAAAUAUUAAAGAUCUCUCAGAUACUCUUAUUGUAUUUUAUACUGUUUUGGGUAAACUCAAUAUUGUAUCUACCAUAUUCAAAUUGCUUAAAAAAGUUAAUGUUGUUGAAUUUUUACAAAAUUUUACUGGAGAAGAAACCCAAAAAAAACAAGCUAUAAAGAAUGGUUACUAUCUAAUUCGUCAAAGAUCAUAUUACUGGAGUCUAACAUUUUUCAUAUUAGGAGGUGCAUAUAGAGAGAUUGUAAAUGUUUGCUUGCAAUAUUUAAGGGAUCCUCAACUAGCCUUGGUAAUUUUGAAACUUUCUAUGGAUACAACACCAGAGUUAUUGUCUAGUCCAAUUAAAGAUCUUAGAGAUGGUUUGUAUAUUUGCAAUGAAAGUGAUGGCUUUGAUAAUCUUACCUCCUUAGAAUCUUCUGAAGAUCGUAUGAAGUGUAUAUAUAAUACCCUGUUAAAUGUUUUGUUAUCUCAAUUAUGGAAUUCUGCUCUUACUCAUCAUGACCCAUGGUUAGGUAUUUUGGUUAUUCUUCAGAUAUAUAACUCCAAUCCCAGCAAUAAUAUUUCAGAUAUUUAUAUUCAGAGUAUAGUGAUCAAAUUAGGAUCUCCUAAAUACUUUUAUAGUUUAUGUAAGAAUGAAAGCCAGUUAAUAACAAUUUUUGAUAAUAAUAUAGGAUUUGAUAAUUCUCAGUUAUUAGCAUCUACUACUUCAGUAAAUAAAUCAUCUACUGAUGAUCUUACGCCUAUUUUUGAUCUUAACUAUAGUUAUAUGCAUCCAGAACAUCUAAGAUUAUUCCGUAAAUAUAUAUAUUCAAGAUAUCGUUACUAUUAUCCUUUACAAGAUCCUGAAAAACCUAGUGGAUUAUUAUUUUAUUUGAAUAAUUCUUUCCAACCACCAAAUUGUACAAACUCUAAUAUGUCGAACUUUAUAGAUAAUGAUAAAGUAUUAUCAACAGAAUAUGUUAUAGAUAUUAUUUGUCAUUAUAUUAAAAAAGACUGUAAUCCUUAUCAUUAUUUGGGUUGGUUUAAAUAUGUUGAGACAAAUAUUCAAUUGAACCCAAAAUCAAAGGAUUAUCAUAGAUACAAUGUUGUCAGACCUAUUGUAAUUAGCAAUAUUGCACAAUUUCUACAAUAUAUUGUAAGAUAUCAUUCUGGUAGAUAUGUUGACGUUCCAAUAUUCUUAUGGUUUUCCUCUUUCAUGUCUUACAAUCGCUCCUUACAGACUUUUUUUGUUGAUAGUAUUUUUAGUUUAGUUGGAUAUUAUAGUGCAAGAGACUUUCUAAUAUUCAUUAUUAAAAAUCUGGCUUCUAAGAUUGGUAUAGAAACUCCUUACAUAGAAGAAGAAUUGCUAGAAUUACUAGAUCUCAUAAUAUAUCAAAUAGAAAUUGAAAAUUGUCAAGAAUCGUUAAGAAUUAAAUUAGAAAUGUCAGUUGGGGAGUUUUAUAGUGAAUUAUUCAAUACCCUUGGCUAUUAUACAGAGUGUAAUUUAGAUCAUAUUCAAGUGAAUCUUCUUGAGAUAUUGUGGCCACUAUUAAGACUUCUUAUAAUAACUUUAUAUAUGGCAAGAUAUAAAUAUGACUCUUAUGUUUUACUCAAAAUAUGGAUAUUAUUAUUUCUACUUAAGAAUUCUGAUAGUGGGGAGAAAUAUAUUCAAACAAUUUUAAAAUUUUGUAGAUGGACAAUUAUCACUUUCUCAAUAUAUUGUGAUUAUUUUAACUACAACAACGAAAAGGAUUUAAAACAUGUUUACUUGCUAUAUAAAUGCAUGUUAAGAGAGAUACCUACAGAUAACAAGUUAGAAACGAAUUUUAUGGAAGCCUUUGAUAAAAAUAAUUGUCAGGCAUAUCACUUUAAUUUGUUGGAAAUUGCCAGUUUUGAUAUUAUUCAUCAAACUAUACUACUUAUUUGUCAAGAACAAUUUAUUGAGGACCUCAGAAAUCUUUUAAGUAAAUAUCCAGAUGUGGAAAAUAGUGAAACUAUUGGUAGUUACUUUUUUACUUUGCUAUUAGCCCUUGAAUACCAUUUUUACUAUAAAAGAAGACGUAGAUGGCUCUUGGAAUUAUAUCCUCUCUAUCCUUUGCUUUUAGCAUAUUUUGAAAGUAGAGACAAGCAUCUAAAUGAUAAGUUGGUACCAGUUCCUUUGUUAUUUAUAUCGAAUACAAGUAAAAAUCCAUUAUUUGAUAUAUUUAGAAUUUUCUGGGAUUAUUUCAGAGUAUAUAAUCGUAUACUUUUAGGAUUUUGUAGGGAUCAAGAUAUAAUAACAGUAAGCCAUAGACAAAGACCUUUAAAUAUAAUGUACAAUACAUUAUUAAGAUCAUUGAAGCUCUGGUAUCCAUUUACUAACUAUAAUGAAGAAAUAUCAAUUGAUGUUUCUGGAAAAAAUUAUUCAUUAUCUUUAUCUCGAAUAGAUACGAUUGCAAUUCAACCUUUAAGUUUAGGAAGUCCUGCAACACUACUAGGGACACAAAGUACGGAUUCAUUAAUGGGUAUGAGCAGUGAACAAAAUAUGACAUCUUUUCAUUCUUCAUACUAUCCACCACCAUUUAUGUUAAAUAUUACAAUCCAGAAUAAUUAUAUACAGAAUGAAGUUAAGGGAUAUCAUCCUGUUAAUUCACUGUUUCCAAAAGAUCCUUAUUUAAGAUGGUAUAUAAAUUGUAAAUCUUUUGUAGAUCUGUUCUAUAUGUCCCAUGUACUUAUUGAAGAUUGUAAAAAUAAUAAGAAUUCCCCUUUUCUUAUUUUUAAAUACACCAAAAGUGAUCUCAAACCACAAUUAAUGGUUAAUUCUAAACUUUAUGAUUUACAUCCUAGAACAUUUGAAGAUCUUGAAAGUGUUAGAAAUAUUAAAAAUUAUGAAAUUGACUUCCUAUUAAAUAAAAAUUCUGAAUGGUUUUCAAGUAAGACUGUGAUAUUAGAAUUUAUGCUCAAUUCUUUGCUGAAUUUUAGGCAUAAUAUAAAUCAUCCUAUAAAUGUGAUAUCUUAUAUAGAUCGCAUUUAUAUUUCAGAUAUACCAGAAGAAAUAGAACCUGGAUAUAAUAUAUUUGGGAAAUUAGGAGAUAUUGCAGUAGGAAUUCAUGAAAUAACUUCAUCCAACCUUCAAAGUCAGAGUUCACUUACAUCUUAUAUUAAUUUGUACUAUAAAAGUGAAACUAUUGAAUACAUUGAAGUAUAUAAUGAAUUAAUGCUAGAUAUAUGCAAAGUCCAACAAAAAACUGCUAAAGCUUUGAUAUGUGGGCACUUAGUGUCUAUUACUAAUCGUGAGAGUAUACCAAUUCUUCUUCCUUGUUGGAAAUAUGCUAACACUCGUAAUUCUAUUCCUAAACCUUUGUGUAAAAGUCAUUUUUCUCUUAAUAAUAAAUCUAAUGAACCUCAAAGAAAUAAUAAAAAAAGUUCAAAUGUAGGCUAUAUUCUUAAUGUGUCAUGGUGUCCAUUUGGAAAAAGAAUUAUUUUAUCUACAAGUUGUGGAUAUAUUCUUGUAUAUAAUAUUAAAAAUAAGGGUAGUAAGCCCUUAGUACCUACUAUAGAAUUUGCUGUACACAAAAAUGAUUGUUAUUGGGCUAAUAUUAUUGAUAAAAGUUGUAGAUACAUUGCUUCUAGUGGGAAUGGUCUCCCUUUAAGUGGAUCAUUAUAUAGAUCUAACACUACUACCCACUCGAUUAUAAGAUCCGAUACUUUAACCCUUGCAGAGUUUAUGGGAGAUAAUCCUUUUACUUUAAAUAGCUAUGAUACUUCUAGUAUAUUAUCUGAUGAAAAUUGUCUGUGUAUAUGGGACAUAUGGCCUAAUUCAUUUACGUACUCAAAAAGAUCUAUGGGAGAUAAUAAUCAUACAAUUUCAUAUACUCCAGAUUUAUUAUUAGCUAUAGAAAGUCCACCAAUUAUUCAAAUGAGUAUAUGGACAGAUAGACAAGUAAUGUUCUAUUUAGCGAAAACUGGAUUACUAUGGUGCAUAUCAUAUAGUAAGGGACGACAGAAUCUGACGCCUUUUUCACUAAAGUUGGCUCAAAAAAAUGUUAUUAUUAUGAAACUUAGCUUUGAGAAAAUCCCCAGUAUAGGCUAUACACUUCCAGUCUCAUUGGGAAGACUGACAACAAUAUCUAGUGAUGGAUUUUGCGUAAUUCAUAAUGUUAUUUACCCUUUACAAGAGCCUGUCUCAUCUAUAAAGUUAAUUCCCAAAAUAAAAUUUGUGUGUAACUACUCACCAUCUAACAAUCCCUUCCAUAUUAUAACGAAUAAUAACUUUACAUCUACUAGUCAAAGUAAUAAUAUAUUUAAGAAAGUAAAAUUCAUAGAUGAAAGUACAAUUAUAGUCAUUGAUAUAGAAGACAAAUGUAAAAUUAUAAAGUUGUCUCCGUUCUAUUACUAA
Cryptosporidium muris RN66 is the source of this 8976-nucleotide messenger RNA. RefSeq lists its product as uncharacterized. The coding region runs from base 1 to 8976 and encodes 2991 amino acids. Gene Ontology annotation, molecular function: protein binding. NCBI's taxonomy places the organism in Eukaryota, Apicomplexa, Conoidasida, Eucoccidiorida, Cryptosporidiidae. The transcript has a single exon. The record is from RefSeq and is a predicted model, not a curated record. Gene Ontology annotation, cellular component: RAVE complex. Gene Ontology annotation, biological process: vacuolar acidification.